GACUGAGCCUUUCUUUUUAUCACUAGAAAUACAAAUUUACAAUUUUCCCCUCUCUCUCCUCUCUUGCUCGCUUGUUGUGGACAGUUACUACUCUCUUUGUCGUGACACUGAGUUAAUUAUUAAAAAAAAAUUCAGAAUCAAGGCUUUGGUUUAAUAUUUUUCGCUUUUUUCCUUUGCAUGGGCCCCGUACUCUGCCAGGGCCAGCAAAACCAGCAGGGGUAUGCAACUACUUAUUAUUAAAUCUUAACCACGCAGCAAACCACCCAUGACUGCCCUCAUCAAAUCCCCCCUUCCCUUGCCUAAUUUUUUUUCCUUGUUACUCUCUAGUUUCCUUCUUUCUCAUGGCGGAGGCUUUAGACGACGGUGAAUUUUGGCUUCCGCCUCAGUUUUUAACUGACGAUGACUUGUGCAUGGACAAGAGUAAAGCUAAGAACGGUCCCGGGAAUCUCAAAGAUGGCUUUGGAUUUGAGUUUGAUGGUUCUAAGUCUUGUUUUCCCUACGAACUCCCUUCUGGGUUUGGGUCUUUUGGGUUCUCUUCGGAUGUAAGUUCUCCGGUUGAGUCCGUGGUGGGUUCUACCGAAACAGAGAGUGACGAAGAAGAUUACUUCGCUGGGUUAACUCGUCAAAUGGCUCGCUCUAGUCUCAAAGAUGAUUUUCGCCGAAAUGACCGCUCGUUUGCCUCUGAAAACUCCAAGGAUUGGGUCUUGUGCGGUUCCCCGGAAUCGACCCUAUGUGCAUUUAGGAGAGGUUGCGGUUGCAAGCAUGGGUCUAGCCAUGGAAGCCCAAACUGUCAAUCUCGAGUUUCAUCACCGCCAGGAACAUGGGUUCUGCUGUAUGCGGGGGCUGGUGAAGUAUCAGGGGUGCGAAUGAAUGAAGAAUCAUGCAGUGGAUUCAACAACAGAGGCCUUUUGGGUCAACCAGCCGGAAAACCCUCACCAAUUCACGAUGUUUCUGGCUUUUACCCUCCUCAACAGUCUCUUUCUAAUCAGAAGUUGCAGGCCACUCAAUUUCUGCAAAUGAAGCAAAAACAGCUAAUGAAACAACAAAACCCAUCGGUUUGGGGAGGACUGCAUCAGCAGCAGCACCAUGUGGUCCAAAACAGAGGGAAGAAUAGUAAUACUAAUAGGCCUUUGAGUUUGUCCCCAUCUGCAUGGCCCCCUCUGCAGCAGCAAUCCCAGCCGCAAAAUGGGUCGGGUAUGCGGGCUGUUUUCUUGGGCAACCCAACUGUUAAAAGGGAAUGUGCUGGAACUGGUGUUUUCUUGCCUCGGCGUAUUGGUACUCCUGAACCCCGCAAGAAGCCAGCUUGUUCUACUGUUUUGCUUCCAGCUAGAGUGGUUCAGUCCUUGAACUUGAAUCUUGAUGAGAUUAGUGCUCAACCCCAGCAUCAUCCUCGGUUUAACGCAAUUGUCACUGCUGAUAGUGAUGCUGCUUUGAGGCUUCGAAGUGGUGGGAAUGACUUUGCAAAUCAGAAGCAGGGCAAUUUUAUGCCACGGAAAGGAAUCUACCAUGAGGUCCGGUUACCUCAGGAGUGGACAUAUUGACUCACCUUUGUGUCUGUUGGUUGACUAAUGUCUGUUGGUUUUUUAUAAUUUUCUUUUUUGGGAGUUCCAUGAAAUGGGAAGGAAUUUUAAGCUUUAGAAAGAAGAAAGAAAAAGGGAAGUUGGUAGAGGGAAAAUAGUAGUGUAGUAUAGAGGUAUAGGUUUAAGAAAGACAAUGUGGUUUUUAAGAAGAUGAAAAUGAAAUGGUUUUUUGGGUUAGGUUAGAUGAAAAUAAAGAAUUUCUAGUGUCAGGAAAACUGAUGGGAUACAGCACAGCCAGCAGGUUUUGUUCAAUUUGGUUGGGCUGGGGAAAAACAGUAAGUUUGUGGGAAAUAUUCGAAGGGGUUACUCGUUUGUAAUAUGAAUUUCAGAGUGAAUAAUAAGUUACUGAAUUUUGUUGAGAAUGAAA
Durio zibethinus is the source of this 1947-nucleotide messenger RNA. RefSeq lists its product as uncharacterized. NCBI's taxonomy places the organism in Eukaryota, Viridiplantae, Streptophyta, Magnoliopsida, Malvales, Malvaceae. The record is from RefSeq and is a predicted model, not a curated record.